AUGAUGACAGUUCGGCCACCUGCUUUCACUGAGUUCCUUGGGAGAAAAUUCCUUGGUAUCAAGACUACUGGAUCUUCACCCAUCAAAAGGCUACCUACACCCUUGACUAGGAGUUUGAGAAGAAAGUAUACUGUUAAAUUGCAAGUUUUGACCCGCACAAUCUACACCCAAACUACAUAUAAGAAAUUUCAAGGAUUCUCUACUGUAUUGGGUGAAGAUUUUUCUGGACGUCAACAAUUUUUGGCCAACACUCUUCUUGGUCAAAGUCCCUUCACUCCGUUUACAGGUUUCUCAAAGAAGACUUAUACAGGUCGCUACAGUUUUAUAACCAGAACACUUUUUGGAACAGGCUCCGUUGAUGUCACCACUACACCUGCUCUGGAUCAUCCUUCACUGACAUCCCAAGAAACAGACAUCAAUAUCUCUCCUCCAGUUGGGGACAAUUCUACUCCACCUUUGGAUCCAUUGGAUACUCUUAUAAUCCCAGAAAGCCCUGAGGAUCAAGGCAACAUUACACCUGGUCAGCCCCUGGAUGUCAGUGCAGAUACUUCAACUCCAGGAGAUUUUGUACAACCAACAACUAGUGAGGUUGAUACCACUGUCACACAAUCAGUUGAAAAUAUAACCACUGUCAUCAAUACUUCUGAGGUUGUACCACCCAAGUCCCCAUCCACCCAACCCACAUCACCUGCACCAGACAUUGUCCAGAACACAAACAAUUCUACACAAUCAAAUCAAGAUACCACUCUUCCACAAUCAGGUGAUAAUUCAACCUCAGACACAAAUACUUCUCAGAAUGUGCAAUCUGAACCAAGACCGGACCAACCUGCAACACCUGUACCAGACGUUGUUCAGGACCCAGAUAAUUCUACACAAUCAAGUCAAGAUGCUGCUGUUACACAGCCAGUUGGAAGUGAAAUAUUGGUCACCAGUACUUCUGAGAUUGCACAAUCUGAUUCACAAUCUGUGCAGCCUACACCACCUGUAACAGAUGUUGUGGAGGACCCCAAUAAUUCAACACAGUCAAAUGAUUAA
Messenger RNA from Melampsora larici-populina 98AG31, 1035 nucleotides. RefSeq lists its product as uncharacterized. The transcript has 10 exons. The record is from RefSeq and is a predicted model, not a curated record. NCBI's taxonomy places the organism in Eukaryota, Fungi, Basidiomycota, Pucciniomycetes, Pucciniales, Melampsoraceae. Bases 1 to 1035 code for a protein of 344 amino acids.